This is a messenger RNA of Limanda limanda (common dab), 1928 nucleotides long. RefSeq names its product POP4 homolog, ribonuclease P/MRP subunit (gene pop4). Gene Ontology annotation, cellular component: ribonuclease P complex; ribonuclease MRP complex. NCBI's taxonomy places the organism in Eukaryota, Metazoa, Chordata, Actinopteri, Pleuronectiformes, Pleuronectidae. The record is from RefSeq and is a predicted model, not a curated record. The coding region runs from base 90 to 761 and encodes 223 amino acids. Gene Ontology annotation, biological process: rRNA processing; tRNA 5'-leader removal. Gene Ontology annotation, molecular function: ribonuclease P RNA binding. The transcript is spliced from 7 exons.
AGCGGAAGUGAGGACGUGCACGCGGAGCUUGACAGUUAUUUACCUACAUUUGUCUUAACUUUCUGUGGGAAAUCGACAUAUACGUGCAAAUGGAUGAAGCACUUGUUCGAACCAGGAUUCCUCAAGACUUGGUGAAGCUACUUGGUGUUGAGUCUCAGACCAGCUCUAAAGCGGAAGCCUUCACCCAAUCGUUCCUAAAACACAGCAUUCAGCAUCAAGAAAGACAUGAUUUGAAGAACAUACUGAGCCACAAAGCUGUGGUCCUGGGCUACUCAAGGCCCAAGAAAGACCAGUCAAAGAGGAGUAGUAAAAAAGCCAAAGGAUUGAAUGCGCGUCAGAAGAGGGCGAUGAAGAUCUUCCAGAUCAAGCCUCAGAACCAGAGAUACGAGCUCUUCCUUCCCCUGCAUGAGCUCUGGAGACAGUACAUAAUUGACCUGUGCAGUGGAUUGAAACCAACAAGCAGUCCUCAGUUGGUGCAGCAGAAGCUUCUGAAGGCUGACUUCCAUGGGGCCAUCAUCACAGUGGUCCGGUCUAAAUGUCCAUCAUAUGUGGGGACAACAGGGAUUUUAGUCCAAGAAUUCAAACAUGUCUUCAAAAUGAUCACUAAGGAGAACAGACUGAAAGUGAUCCCUAAGAGGAACAGUGUUUUUGCUGUGGAGAUCAACGGCUUCAUCUCUCACAUCUAUGGAAGUAGGUUUGAGCAGCGAGCCAGCGAGCGCUCUGCCAAGAAGUUUAAAGUGAGAGGAACUCUUGACUUGUGAUGGCACUGAGAGCCAAACGUGCUGUGCUGCAGAGACGACUCUCACUUAGACUGCACUCUAUUGGCCAUCAAAAGACACUGCAGCAACAAUAACUAUCCCCUUGUUUAAAGAGGAAUUCUGAAAAUGGUGCACUCUCAAGAUCAUGUUAGAAAAGGACAUUGCAAACUGGAUGUAUUGAGUUAAAGUACAUGGGAUUAACUUGCCAGGUAGUUUGCUCCAAAAAAAUGUCAUUAUGCAUUAUGAAAAAAGUGGGAUACAUUUUUUUUUGAAGAUGUCAGGAUAGCUCUGCCUCUACUGCUUUGAUCGUUAUUGUUUGAAAAGUAGUGUUUUUUGCAAGCCUUUAUAUCAGACAACAGGAAGUUAUGUAGGUAAUGGAAAAACACAGAGAGGUUUGUGCUGCCGGUUUGUUGUUUGUCAGGUUCUUAUUUAAAAGCAAGGGACUUGUCUGACGGCUGAUUUUUUUUAAAUGAAACCUGAUCUAGUUCUAUAGCUUCUGUAAGAAUGCAUUUCUGCUGUUUUCCAUUCAGUCUCUUACAAGCGCAUAACACCAGAGUGUGAUAAAGCGACACACUGACUAGGUUCCUGUGCCUAUUUUCAGUUGCUGGCCAAAUGUUUGAUCAAAUGUUUCUCGACUUAAAUCACUUUUUAAAACUGGUCAGGCCAACUCCAACAGAGGUGUGGAGGAGUCUGACAUAUUUUGUUCAAUUAGAAAUACCAUGUUUGUACAAAACACGGAAAGGAAAAUAUACAAAAUAUAAUUUGAUAUCAGUACUGAAACAUUACUGUUACAGAUUUUACAUCUCUCAUUCUACACACCCCUUCAAUUCAGUAAUUGGUAUGGAUUUUUGUGUCCUGAUAAAACUGUUACUUCAAUACAAAAUACCAGUGAACCAGUUGUAGUCAUAGGGGCUCAAUGGUAUUUUUUCAAAGGUUGCUCGCAGACAUUACAAUUUUGGUGUUUAUAAUAAUGUUUUUGUUUUACAAUGUUAAUUGUGCAGCAGAAGACAAGGCAGAACUUUCUGUAACCUGACAGCCUGACUGCACCCUGUCCUCUUCUCUGUCGAAAACAUGCACAACUUCCUUCUUCCCUUUUUAAGAGAAAAUUCAAAAACUAUGAUUCUUACCCACUGAAAACUGACUGUAAAUAAACAACUCUUUAGCUGACAA